Molecule: messenger RNA, 501 nt
Organism: Paracoccidioides brasiliensis Pb18
Exons: 1
Coding region: 1-501 (166 amino acids)
Source: RefSeq, a predicted model, not a curated record
AUGGAUGAAAGUGGCAUUCACCAUCCUUCUCCGAAUUCUAACGGCAACGGGAUGUAUGGUGCCCUGAGUUUAACGGGCUUGGAUGAAUUCUCCUCGCAAGAAAAAGCCCAAAGGAUAGCUGCGGUAGCCAACGACAUCACCGCAUCAAUAAUCUAUGUCGCCAAACACGCGGAGGCAGGUAACCUCACUUCCGAACAGCUCAAGCCCAUACACAAUCUGAUUGAUAUGGUGAAUGUGGUGGGGAGAGAGCACAACAGGAGGCUUGAGCGGGAACUCGCGGAGCAGGAUCGACAGGUUGAAGAGAUGAGGAAGAAGCUGGAGGAGCAGAACCGGCAGAUUGGGGAAAGGAGGCAUGUGUGUAGGGCCAUAAGGAAGAUGGAUGUGGUGAUUGGGGAGUUGAAAGCGAGUGUCGAAAUGCUGGAGACGGAGAUUAAGAAGAUGCAAGAUGACCGAGGCACUUUGGCGAUGUUGCGGGAAAGGAUCGAUCUUGAGGUGCAGUGA